AUGAAGAAAAUACUCAGAACGCCGGUCAAAAUGAUGGAUCAACACGAGGCGGUGCGUGACAGCGCGAAGCAGGGCCGUGUGACCAUCCAAUUCAUUCUUGGAAAGGCAACUCAUCUCUACCCCGACCAACCUUGUCUCUACGCUAUGGACGACGAACGCAGCACGCAAACGCAACAGUACACGACCUUACACGACGUUCCCGCUGCCAAAGUAAUCUCCGCCUCCCAAUUCGCUACAUUACAUACCGCCCAUCUCCUUGCCCACCCACCCGACGGAGUGCUCUUCCCAUUCCUCCAUGGCUUGGAGGGCGAUAACCACGCUCAGAACACAUUCUUUGCGGCUACGGCGCCGAAAGGACCGCCAAAGUUCCGUGGCCUAGUGUGGGUUGUCGCUGAGGAGGAAAUGGAGCUUGAGGGGGCGAAUAUGGUUGACGACGGUGAAGGGUAUAGCGACGACGGGUUCAGUGACGAGGAGUCUGAAGAAGACGAGCUAAUCGACAUGGACAUUGACUCUUCUGUCCAAAUAGUCGAUGGCGACCACCCACCAGUGCAAACACUGGAGGAGGUCCCUGCCACAAAUGACGACAAUGCCAAACACAUGCAUCCCGUUCACCAUCGAGGUGACCCCCUUGGGAACUCCACGAGCGAGCCUCCUAUGGAAAUUGCUUUACCUCCUCCGACCUCCCUUAUUCCACCACCGAUGACUCCUUCAACCGACUCGUCUACUCCUUCUCAAUACUCAGCCCAUUCACCACCUUCCUCAAUAGAAGAUAGUGGCAUCGACCCUCUCAACCCACCCUUCCUCACAUGCACCUUCCAUCCCAGAGAACUAAUUCGACCUGUCGAGCGUCCUCCGUUAACCCACAGUACCCCGCUAGCUGCAGUUAAGAACGCUAGUGCUAAUCCUAAUACCAACGGAGCUGCCGAAGAAACCGAGGAGUGGGAGUUCCGUCCUGCUCGUGUGCCAGACGGGAUCUCAUUACGGAACUUUGGGAUCCAGGUCCCAAUCUAUGCCACACUAUCCGACAUUGUCGUCUACUCGCCCAAAGGCCUGUCGGGCUCGCGCAUGUUGGUGCCCCUCGCCAAGCGCUUUGCCACUGCGAUUCAACGCAAACGUGCGGAGAGACUUCGCAAACUUGGACUAAACGGCGACGAAGACGAAGCUCCGUUGGAGUAUAAUGUCUAUGUCCUCGAUGCCGACUCGAGAGAGCUCAAGAAGGAGGUUCCCGAGCUAAUGAUGCGGGUUUUCGAAAGCAGCGAGGCCAAGACACGGUCAAGAUUACUAGACGGCAUGCAAAUCGAUUCUUCUUCUGGCGAGCCAGACGCCCCUGUUGCUGUUCCGCUUCGAGCACAUACAAGAGCCGAGACGGCGCCCAACACUGUUGAUUUUGGGCAACGGGAGAGAGACGAAAUGAGGGAGUUGACGAAAGCUAGCGAGAUCUUGACGGUCCGGCGACGAUCAAGAACUAGAGCUGCAACCUCUGGAUCUGAUUCUGAUGACGAAGAAGACUUGUCGACAACAACAACCGCAAGCCAUUGGCGACCGACUUUGGGACAAGUUUUUCUAGGAAAUUCGGGAGAUGUUCCAUUGAGUCUACCUCUCCAGGCACAUCCGAGCGACCAAGUUCCUGAUCCACAAGAUCCUUUCAACUAUCUUCCCACCAACCCCCCUGCCGCGGGAAUGGGCUAUGAUAUUUGUGUCGAGUGUCACGAGAUGGCUCCGUUCCCUAGUGUGGCUCACUUACGCGCUGCGGAGGAGCAUAUCGGGAUGCUAGAGAGCAUGUGGGCAGAAAAAAUGCGCUUGGAGGGCGACAUCAAACGCGUUCGACCACCACCCAAUGCCAACACUGUCAUUCAUCUCCCUUUCCCGAGCAGUCCACCCAAUACCACCCAGUCGAUGAACGCCAUGUUACCAGUCCUUGCCUUCCUCGAGAAAUGCUUGCGCCCUCUCGAAGAGCCCGAGUCACACGCUAACGGUGUUCCCAACGGCAACUCGCAUGGAAGACGAUGGAGUACAUCCCCAGCCCCACCCUCGAGCACAUUUUUCUCGUCCGCCCCAUCACCCAUCCCUUCUCCCCCUCCCGGCGCUACUCCCAGAACGAGAAGUUUGACUAGUCCCACACCACAACCUCCCACUCUACCUGCCCCCCGAUCGCGGCCGCUGAAAGUUCUCGUAUACUCAUCUGACGGGUACACAGAGUCUUCACCGUUGGCCUUGUCGUUGAUCAUGGCUUCGAAACAUCUCUCGUUGCCGGAGGCGUACCUGGAGCUCCAAGUUACGAAGAGAAGAAGUUUCUUUGUGUAUCCUGGAGAGGUGGGCAUGCUGCGCAAAGUGGAGGCACGGAUGAAGAGCGGAGAGCGGGAGAAGGAGCAGUUUGAGCCGCAUGUUGCCGCUAAUGGGAUCAUGAGGAGAGCCAGCACGGCUGCUGAGAGUAGAAAUGCUCCUGCCAUCAUUGCGCCGACACCGAAAUCACCCAGUCCGCAGCCAAAUGGACGACCACCAGCAAAAAGCGUCUCGUUUGCCGCCAUGCCCGUUUCCGCGUCGGUUCCGAAUACACUUUCGCAUCCCCCAACAUCUCAGCCGCGCUCUGGACGACCACGAGCUAGAACAAGUCCGUGGUUACCCAGUUUUGGCGACCACCAGUCGUGGUUUAACGAUCCCCGAUUCGACGGCAGCUUCCCCAGUCGCGUCUUGCCGUUUUUAUAUCUUGGUAACCUAAAUCACGCUACCAACGCUUAUAUGCUGCAUGCUUUGGGCAUCACACAUGUCGUCUCGGUCGGCGAAUGCGCGCUUAUUCCUCCGCCCGGUCACUGCAACGCGCCCACUGCUGACAUGUGCGAUUCUGGGUCGUGUCGGGCUCACAACGGGCAUUUCAUAGCUGGGAAAGGGCCAGGCAACCAGGGCUCAUUGUGGAUGGAAGAACGGGCGGGCCGCAUCAAGGUGUUGGAUAUCAAGGGCGUUUGCGACGACGGUAUCGACACACUUGAGCCUCAGCUCGCGCCGAUUUGCGACUGGAUCGAGAAGGCCCGCCUGGAAGGGGGCCAGGUUCUGGUGCACUGCCGCGUUGGCGUGUCGAGAAGCGCUACGGUGACGAUCGCCUAUGUCAUGAAGCAUCUGGAGCUGCCGCUCGUUGACGCCUACCUGAUUGUGCGCAGUCGGCGGCUGAGCGUGCUUAUCCAGCCGAAUAUGCGCUUGAUGUGGAAUUUGUGUGGGUGGGAAGUCGAGUUGGCGAAGGAACGCGCAAGGAGAGCUGGCGCUGCUGCCGAUGCCGAUGGGGACGCUGAGCAAAAGAGACUGCGGAAGGAGCUGGCGAGGACGUUGACUUGGCCGUUCCUUGCGAAAGAGGUACACGCGCUGAACGAGAAGUACUUGCAUUGA
Mycena indigotica is the source of this 3378-nucleotide messenger RNA. RefSeq lists its product as uncharacterized. The transcript is spliced from 5 exons. Bases 1 to 3378 code for a protein of 1125 amino acids. Gene Ontology annotation, biological process: nuclear DNA replication; protein dephosphorylation. NCBI's taxonomy places the organism in Eukaryota, Fungi, Basidiomycota, Agaricomycetes, Agaricales, Mycenaceae. The record is from RefSeq and is a predicted model, not a curated record. Gene Ontology annotation, molecular function: protein tyrosine/serine/threonine phosphatase activity.